CCUGGUGCAGAGAGUCAGGGACCCAGACCCAUACCCAGCCAGUGACCGACAGGUGGACCAGGCCUACCAUGACCUUGCAGCUGCAGCGAUCCGCGGUCGUCUCCGGCAAGGCGCCGGAGAUGCAGCAGGAGGUGGUGGCGCACGUCUACGACGUGGCCUGCAGCGGCGCCGAGGGCGGCGGCGCCACCGUCCUCCACAUCAACCGCAUCUUCAAGGACGGCAUCGGCCUCGGCGGCAUCUUCCACACCGCCAUCCAGGUCUAUGGAGAUGAAGAAUGGUCAUUUGGUUACUGCGAACAGGGCAGUGGGGUUUUUAGUUGCCCUCCAUGCAAAAACCCCAUGUACACAUUCCGUGAGUCAAUUGUGCUGGGGAAGACGAGCUGCACUAUGUUUACAGUAAAUCAAAUAUUGCGGGAACUCAGCUGGGAGUGGCCUGGAGGCUCAUACGAGCUCCUCUCAAGAAACUGCAAUCACUUCUGCAAUGAGUUCUGCGAUAAGCUUGAUGUACCAAAACUUCCAGGUUGGGUGAACCGCUUUGCUAAUGCUGGAGAUGCAGCUCUAGAGGCUGCUGAAACUACAGCAGUAAAGCUAAAGCAAGCAAAAAAGGAGAUUUUUACUGCAUGCAAAGCAGCUUCCACGUAUUUGACCGGUGCACCGUCAGGUACACCUCCAAACGCAGAGGAUACAAGUGGCUCAGCAAGCAACACUCUUUUCGAGGGGACGUGGAUCAGAAGUAUCAUCGGCAUCAGUAUGAAGCCAUCAAGGAGUCUAAUGAACGAUGCAUCAUCAAGUUCAUCCGAUGAAUCAUCUGAUGACGAGAGCGAAUCAGAUGGUAAACAGCCUGAUAGUGGCCAAGCUGAGGACCAAAAAGAUGGAACACAAGAGCAUAACAUGGAAAGUGAGAAUGGACCACAAAAUCAUCCAUGAAGUUCACACACCAUGAUGUGCAGAAAGAGGAGUAUCCUUUCCAAACUGAUAAAGAAAAUUACACAGUGAGUGAUUUACAGCAGACCCUAAUUACACAGUCACUGAUAUUCACUUCUGAUCAAGGACUGGAAGUUGAGACAAAGCCCUGAGGAGUGCUGAAGCGGCGGAGUGCACCACAAUCUGUGCUAUCCUCAACUUUACUUGCCCACGACGAGGCAUCGGACGAACUUCGCUUUGCCUUUCAACCUUGUAAACUCUGACGAGAUGGACGGCACUAACUUUCUUGCCCAUGUUGGUUUAGGAGAUAUCAGUGAGCUUCUUUGCUUGCUUGCUUGAACUUGUGCUUAAAUCUCUUCUCCCUGUGUGGUCUAUUUAUAGAGGCUCCAAGGAGUCUUAUCAGGAUGCAAGACAUGACAGCUAAAUUCUUGCUUCUUUGUCAUGUUAAUAGAGGGCCCAUUGUCUGUAUUUGAAUGAUGUUUCAUUUGAAUAUAAAUCUUGUAGUGCCUGUUGGUAUGGAGAAGCUUCUGUUGA
Molecule: messenger RNA, 1457 nt
Organism: Brachypodium distachyon (stiff brome)
Lineage: Eukaryota; Viridiplantae; Streptophyta; Magnoliopsida; Poales; Poaceae
Product: desumoylating isopeptidase 2
Exons: 4
Coding region: 69-926 (285 amino acids)
Biological process (GO): protein deubiquitination
Molecular function (GO): deubiquitinase activity
Source: RefSeq, a predicted model, not a curated record